AGUUCACGCCAUUUACGUUGCUGUGUAUAAGUCAUAAGAUUGAAAUGUUUUUUGAAUCUUGCCUAAUAUUAUGGACUGCUCUAAUUUUUAUACAACGAUCUGAAAACACCCCAUUACCCCAAUCCGUAACUGAAGAAAAUAAAUCCGAAAAAAUGAAUUCCGUGACUUUGAAGAAAACUGAGGACUCCAGUCGGCUGUUUGUGGUGCUGAAGCACCUGCUGCUGUGGCGCAACUUCCGAAUGACGCUGAUCGUCUUCACGAGCGUGCUGCUCCUUUUGCUGGAUGUGAUGGCCCACUCGGUGAUCAGUGUGGUUAGCAUGGCAGGCAUCACUGUACUCCUUGCGGCCAUUGCUCAUCGCUGCUACUUGCAGUUCUGGAGGUCCUGGAAAAGAGAUGGCAGCAAGGAGCAGAUUCCACGAUGGUACCCUCAGGUGACUAUCGAUAUUCCCCGGGAGGAGACUAUGCGACUGGCCGGAAUGGCGGUGCUUCAUUUAAACACGAUCUUAAAUCGUCUGAUGGGAUUGUUUCUUGUGGAGAAGUGGGAGGACACCUUAAAGUUUCUGGUAUUGCUCUGCGGCAUCAAUUUGCUGGGCGACUGUUUCAACGGCUUGACAUUGCUGCUUUGUGGACACGUCCUUGUUUUCACCCUACCAAAACUGUACGAGUGGUACAAGCCAUUAAUUGAUGCCCAGGUCCGAAAAUUCCGUAAGUGCAAGCAGCUAGAGAAGAAGACUGUAUCCGAAACUACGACUGAAAAAACGGACAAUAUUCAGGAAGAAUAUCCGAAGGAAGUGCCUUUUGAAGGCCAGGAGUCCAGUGAUGGCAAUAUACUGUAUCUGCUGGAGGAGGAGCACCGCAAGGGAUGUCGUUGCUGCGAUUGCGAGCUUCAGGAUUUGCCCAUCAAGGCACACCAACUGUAAUCAUUUAAUAGUUUCCUUUGAUGUUUGUGUUCAAAAUUUGUUUUGUGACUUAUAUUAUAUGUUUAUUUCCCACUCA
This is a messenger RNA of Drosophila elegans, 996 nucleotides long. It is a transcript of the gene Rtnl2, whose product is annotated as reticulon-1-A. The coding region runs from base 45 to 920 and encodes 291 amino acids. Lineage: Eukaryota; Metazoa; Arthropoda; Insecta; Diptera; Drosophilidae. The transcript is spliced from 3 exons. The record is from RefSeq and is a predicted model, not a curated record.